CUUUACAGACUGCACUGGCAGUAGUUAUCAGCGAGCUAGAGACAGCUAGGUGCAGACAGUACUACACCAGAGCAGCAGAGGCUCAGCACCGAUCACUGUGCACAACUGCAGCCAGAGAGCAGAACUCUCCCAGCCUGGAGGGGUAGAGGAAGAAGGAUCCUAUUAUCAUCCUCCUCCUCAUCAUCAUCAUCACAACUGAACAUAUUGCACUUGGAUUUUUAAACUACUUCAUUUGCAUUUCUCUGCACCGGUCCAUGAGACAAGGAAGGGGCUUCUCUCCCCUGGAACCAGAUGCUGCUGCUGCUGCUGGAGGUGUGAGAUCUACCUUGGACAUUAUUUGGUGGUGACUGAUGAUAGUCUUCGUCUUCUUCCCCAUUCUGCAUCCAUAAUAACGGAUUUGUCAGCUGCUUGGCUCCUGCAAGAAGAAAGGGGGUCUUUGCAUCCCACCUGCUCCCCCCCUUCCUCCCUCAGCCCCUCUGUGACCAUUCACACUUUCUGGAAAUCGCAUGCAAGGUGGUGGUGGUGGGGAGACUUGGGAUUUAUUUUAUUAUUUAUAUUAUUAUUAUUUUUUCUUCCUGGCAAAGACACAAUUGCAGAUAGCAGCAGCCGCCGCUGUGGUGGGCACUGUGCGGUGUGUAGAUGAAUGAAUGGCACACAGACUGAUACUUACAUACUAAUUAUUCCAGCAGUCCCCCCCUUUUCGCCCCCUCCAGUCUGGAUGGCUAUGGAUCAGGGGGUGAUCAGGGAGGACUGAGGCUUGCUUCUGCCUCUGACAUGCGAUCUGAGACCUCCACACCACCAAUGCAUCUCCUGGCUCAUUGAAGAAUGACUGCUAGCCAUGAGGACGCGACUCAAGUGCCCAUCCAGUGCCCGCUGAUCCCGACUCCUCUCUGAGAUCUUGCGCAUGCAGAGCAGGUGGAAGGGUCCCCAGGCUGCUCUGGACACUGUACGGUUCCUUACUGCGGUUGCAUUUAAAGGGACUGAGGCUGCACCAGACUGGGCAAGAACUAGCCAACUUCUGGAGGAUCCAAGGGGGACACCUUCAUCCUUCCUGAGUGUGGGUGCUGCAUGCUCUUUGGGUUCCCUCCCUGUCUUUGGUUGCCCCUUUUUUAUUUGUCCUGCUGGGGAUUAAUCAGCCGCUGGUCUCCCUCUCCAGUCACCCAAGCAAGGAGCCAGGGACCAUGUGGCUGAGGCGCAGGAAGGAGAUGGAUGUCCUGCAUAUUCUGCUUUUGCUGGCCGUGUCCUGGACACGAACCCGAGCCCUGAUCAACUUGAAAUACACAGUGGAAGAGGAGCAGAGAGCUGGGACUCAGAUUGCCAACGUAGCUAAGGACGCUAAGGAUGCUGGCUUCGUGCUGGACCCCAGGCAGCCUGCAUUCAGAGUGGUUUCCAACUCAGCCCCCCACCUGGUGGACAUCAACGCGUCGGGCUUGCUGGUGACCAAGCAGAAGAUAGACAGGGAUAUGCUUUGCAGGCAGAUGCCAAAAUGUGUCAUCUCUCUGGAGGUCAUGUCCAACUCCAUGGAAAUCUGUGUCAUCAAAAUAGAGAUUAAAGACCUCAAUGACAACGCUCCAAGCUUCCCCACUGACCAAAUUGACCUGGAGAUCUCAGAGACAGCCAGCCCUGGUACUAGGAUACCAUUGGAGAGUGCCUACGACCCAGACUCUGGUAACUUUGGGGUCCAGUCCUAUGAGAUCACACCCAACGACCUGUUUGGUCUGGAAAUAAAGACUAGAGGGGAUGGGUCCAGGUUUGCUGAACUGGUGGUGGAGAAAAACCUGGACAGAGAGACCCAGUCUCAUUACAAUUACAUCAUUACAGCUCUGGAUGGGGGGGAUCCCUCCAAUUUUGGCACUGUGGAACUGAACAUCAAAGUAAUAGAUUCCAAUGAUAACAACCCAGUGUUUGAGGAGGCUGCCUACACUGUCAAUGUCCCCGAGAAUGCCCCACUGAAUGUCCUGGUCAUUGAUCUUAAUGCCACAGACCCUGAUGAAGGUACCAAUGGGGAAAUAGUCUACUCCUUCAAUAGCUAUGUGUCUGACAAGACCAGGGAGCUCUUUAAGAUAGACCCCAAGACUGGCAUCAUCACUGUAAGUGGAGCCAUAGACUAUGAGGAAGGGCAUGUCUACGAAAUCGAUGUCCAAGCCAAGGAUUUAGGACCCAACUCCAUCCCUGCCCACUGCAAAGUGACUGUGAAUGUUCUGGAUGUCAACGACAAUGUCCCGGUCAUCAACCUGCUCUCUGUCAACAGUGAGGUGGUGGAAGUGAGUGAGAACGCUCCCCCUGGGUAUGUGAUAGCCCUGGUCAGGGUUUCAGACAGGGAUUCAGGCAUCAAUGGAAGGGUCCAGUGCAAACUGUUGGGUAACGUGCCAUUUAGACUGCAGGAAUAUGAGAGCUUCUCCACCAUACUGGUGGAUGGCAGGUUAGACAGAGAGCAGAGAGACCAGUACAAUUUGACCAUCCAGGCCAAGGACGGUGGGAACCCUUCUCUUCAGUCCACCAAGUCGUUUACAGUAAGAAUCACCGAUGAGAACGACAACCACCCACACUUCUCCAAGACCUUCUACCAAGUCAUUGUCUCAGAGAAUAAUACCCCUGGGGCUUACCUGCUCUCUGUCUCAGCCAGGGACCCCGAUUUGGGAUUAAACGGGAGUGUGUCCUACCAGCUGGUCCCAUCCCAGGUGAGGGACAUGCCGGUCUUCACCUACGUGUCCAUCAACCCCACCACUGGAGACAUAUAUGCCCUCAGGUCAUUCAAUCACGAACAGACCAAGGCUUUUGAGUUCAAGAUCUCAGCCAAGGAUGGGGGUAUCCCACCCCUCCAAAGCAAUGUCACCGUCAGAGUGAUUGUGGUAGAUGUGAAUGAUAACACCCCAGUGAUUACCGCUCCACCCUUGGUCAAUGGCACCUCUGAGGUCUACAUCCCCAGGAACGCAGGAGUGGGCUACCUAGUGACUGUGGUGAAGGCUGACGACUAUGAUGAGGGGGAGAAUGGCAGGCUGUCUUAUGAGGUGACAGAGGGGGACAGGGGAUUCUUUGAGAUUGACCAAAUCAAUGGGGAAAUUAGGACCACCAGGACAUUUGGGGAAAACUCCAAGACCACCUAUGAGCUGAUUGUAGCUGCACAGGACCAUGGCAAGCCCUCGCUCUCGGCCUCAGCCUUGAUUUUAAUCUACCUGUCCCCAGCACUGGAUGCCCAGGAGUCAAUAGGAUCUGUUAAUUUAUCGCUGAUUUUUAUCAUCGCCUUGGGAUCUAUCGCUGCCAUCCUCUUCGUCACCAUGAUAUUUGUGGCUGUGAAAUGCAAACGAGACAACAAGGAAAUUAGGACCUACAACUGCAGGAUAGCUGAGUACUCGUACGGACACCAAAAGAAAUCCAACAAGAAGAAAAAAAUCAGCAAGAACGACAUCCGCCUGGUACCCCGUGAUGUGGAGGAGACGGAUAAAAUGAAUGUGGUGAGCUGCUCCUCCCUUACUUCAUCACUAAACUACUUUGACUACCACCAGCAGACCCUUCCGCUUGGGUGUAGGCGGACAGACAGCACCUUCAUCAACGUGGACAACCAGAAUACAAGGAAUGCAGGGUCCAACCAUGUCUAUCAUCACACCUUCACCAACCAGAGUCCACCGCAGCCCGACCUCAUCAUCAACGGGAUGCCUCUACCGGAGACCGAGAACUAUUCAUUCGACACAAACUACGUGAACAGCCGGGCACAUCUGAUUAAAAGCAGUUCAACCUUCAAGGAUUUAGAGGGGAAUAGUCUCAAGGAUAGCGGGCAUGAGGAAAGUGACCAGACUGACAGCGAACACGACGUCCAACGCGGCUUGUACUGUGACACCGCUGUCAACGAUGUCUUAAACACCAGCGCCAAUUCAGUGGGGACUCAGCCAACAGACCAAGAUCAGACUGAAGGAUUCCACUGCCGGGAAGAAUGCCGCAUCCUUGGGCACUCUGACCGGUGUUGGAUGCCCCGUGUCCCCAUCCCAAGCCGCGCCAAGUCCCCGGAACACGGAAGAAAUGUAAUUGCUUUAUCUAUAGAAGCGACCACUGUGGACACUGAACCUUUCGAAGACUGUAACACAAAAAGAACUUUUGCAACGUUUGGCAAAGAUGGCAAUGAGCACACCGCUGAUGACAGGGCUACUUUGAAAAGUAAAAGGACAGUGGACCUGUCAAUAUGCAGCCCAAAGGUAAAUGGCGGUGUUCGUGAAGCGGGAAAUGGCUGUGAAGCUAUCAGCCCCAUUACUUCCCCUCUGCAUCUAAAGAGUCCUCUGCCAGCCAAAUCCGCCGCAGCGUACAACAUCAUGAAUUGCGCCGGGAACCGCGACAUGGAGCAAUUUGUAAGCAACGGCCCUUCCCGGCCUUCGGAAGCAGAGCCCAGGGGAGCGGACAGUGAAAACGUAAUGAAUGAAAUCAAUCCAUUAUUGCAAGAAUGUCGAGAAAAGGACUCACUUGGUGUAAAGAGACUAAAGGACAUUGUUCUCUAAGCACCAGACCUACCGUAUGGUGAAAGAAGUGACUUGAAACAUUACAGUUCAUUUUUAAUGGCUUACCAAUGGUUCACAAACUGCUGUAUUUAAAAGCUUUCCUAAAUGUAUUGUUUAUAAAUAAAGGCUAUUGUUAUGUGACAAUCCUAAACUAUUUAAUAUGUGGCAGGGGUGUUCCAUCCUAGCAAGCAGACUAAAUCACUAUUGUUAUUUUUUAUUUUUUAUUUUUAUUUUUUCCAAUCCCCUUGCUCUUAACAUGGAACCUGUUAUCAUCAAUGUACAAAGUAUUAUGUAUGUAUUAAGUAUUUUGAAUUUAUAUAUUUUUAUAAACAUAUAUAUCAAAAUUAUAAUAUAAAUUAGCCUAUUUGUACAGAAGAAAAAAAAAACAGAGGGGAAAAAAGAAAUACUUUUGGAUUUUCCAAAACCACUUUAAAAAAAUAAAUAAAAAUUAUUCGCUAAACGAUUUUGUAGCGUAGUUAAGAAUUCAGCCAUUGGACGCGAAUGGGCCAUACUUUCACCUGAGGAGCUAUAGACAGGCAGAUGCUCAGCCUAAUGAUUUAAUCCAUGAUAGUUUGCUCUAUUGCUACGAACACCCCUGCACUCAAAGCCCUUUUGCAGUUACAUGCUCUCUGUACUAUUAAUGUAUUUGAUAUUUCAAAUUUUGUCCAGUGAUGGCAAAAGGCAUUCGAGUAAAAAUGGAAGAAAAUGAAAGACGUAAUUUGUAAUCUUUUUUUUUCUUUUAAUUAUUAUUAUUAUUAUUAUUACUAUUAUUAAUAAUAUUUUAAUGUAUUCAUUGCGAAUACAGCAUUUUUUCCUCUUCUGCAUUUUACACUUGAUAAAUACAAAAUAUUCUUUUCUUUCAUAUCAUUGUGAAAGCCAACAGGUUUUUGUUUUUUUGUUAUGCAUUUUAUAUUCACUCGGUGCAAGGUUAUGGCAUUUUUUUGGGUUAUUUAAUUACUAUUUUCCAAAAAGAAAGAAAAAACCAUUGGGAGGUUUUGUGAAAACACAUCUUUUUAUAGUCAGAGAUUUUUCUCCACUUCAUUUUCCCACAAGUCAUGUUAUUGUUCCCAUUCAAUGUCCAAUUCAAGGUUCUAACUUUUAUGCAAAAUAAUUUUUUUCCAUUCCUAUCUUCACACAUUCAUUGCUUCACUCAAUCUGUUUUUUAUCAUUCUUUGUUCUCAUUUUGUUCGCGGUAGAUUCAAUAUAUAUUUAAUAUGUCAUGUUUUCAUGCCCAAGGAUGAAAUUAUUUCUCAGAUGUUCAGCUAUACAAGUCUGUUUUUGACAAUUGUAAAUUAUACAAAGGGUUUACACAAUAUUCUGUUUGUAAAAUAGUCUUACAAGAUAAUGUUGCAGACCAAUGUUACAAAAAAAAUGAUUCACUGACAAGAAGUGAAAAAAAAGAAGACAAAAAAAAUUAAAAGGUUUUUAAUUUCAAAAUGGCGUCUUGGCCAUGAUUUUAGCUGCACUUUUUACAAGGUUGACCUUGUAUUUAUUCUUUUAAUCUAAAAAAAAGCCCAGAAAAUAAGUAACAGUUAUAGUUGCAGAGUUUCUUCUUCUUUCAAGCCGAUGUGUAUGUUUUUGAAUAAAGACUUAUUUUUAUGU
Messenger RNA from Pseudophryne corroboree (corroboree frog), 6089 nucleotides. It is a transcript of the gene PCDH19, whose product is annotated as protocadherin 19. Gene Ontology annotation, biological process: homophilic cell-cell adhesion. Gene Ontology annotation, molecular function: calcium ion binding. The transcript has 5 exons. The record is from RefSeq and is a predicted model, not a curated record. Gene Ontology annotation, cellular component: plasma membrane. Bases 1182 to 4487 code for a protein of 1101 amino acids. NCBI's taxonomy places the organism in Eukaryota, Metazoa, Chordata, Amphibia, Anura, Myobatrachidae.